CAAAAUGGCGCACUGUCAAUGACAGCAUGACACCGGGAAUACAUUUUAGAAUAUCGUGGAGAUCGUGACUAUUUAAAGUGUCAUCAAAUGUCCACGACAAAAUGAGACUACUUAUUACAGUAGCGAAACAAGCACAGAGGAAAUCUUUCCACAGCUCUUCAUGUUAUAGGUUUACCUCAGAAGGUUCGACACUGCGAAAAGGGCCCGAGUAUAUAGAGGAGUGCAAGUGGUUGUGUGGAUCUUCCCAAAAUAUUUUGUCUGCAGUGCGGGGACAGGUUGAAGUUAGACAGAAUUUCAUCAGUGAAGAAGAGGAGAACGCCCUUUUUAAAGAAGUAGAAAAAGGACUUAGAAAAAAGCGCUACGAAUUCGACCACUGGGACGAUGCCAUUCAUGGCUACAGAGAAACAGAGCGCUUGCAGUGGGGAGAUGUGUGUGAAAGCAUCUUAAGGCGGGUCCGAGCUGUUGCAUUUCCUGAGGGCAGUCCACUGCUGGGGCCUGUUCAUGUUUUGGACCUGGACAAAUCGGGCUACAUCAAGCCCCAUAUCGACAGUGUGAAGGUCUGCCUCUCAUCCACAUUUAGCUGUUAUUAUGAUUAUUUACAGUAUUGUCGUUCUACAUGUCUUCUCUCAUUUCAGUUCUGUGGCAGCACCAUUGCAGGUCUGAGCCUGUUGUCUGAUAGUGUUAUGCGACUUGUCCAAGAAAAUAAUUCUGCAGAUUGGGUGGACUUGCUUUUAAAUCGUCGUUCGCUUUAUAUAUUGAGGGACGAUGCAAGGUUUAAAUUCACACAUGAAAUCCUGAAAGAUGAAGAGUCUUUAUUCUCAGGACAGAGGAUUCCACGUCAUCGCCGCAUCUCUGUGAUCUGUCGGAAUCUGCCAGUUUGAAACACUUACAGGAAGUAUCGCUGAUAUACUGGACUAAACUUCCCAGUUCCCACCUGUCCUGAAUGGAAACUAGGUGACUUCUAUUGGUGUCAGAUUGUUCAUGUUACCAACUAGGUCUAAAUUGUUUGCCUUACAGAUAUUCUCAGAUUGAAAAAUAUUCAUUAACACCCAUUUAUGAAGGGAUAGUAAUUAUUAUAAACUGUAAAUGUGAAUCAUUAAAAAUGUAAAUCAUUAAUGUGAUUUGAGAGUAAAAAAGUCAAUUGAAGAACAUUAAAUGGGACUGAUUUUGUCUACCAUGCCUAAUAAUAAAUAUAUGCCAUUUUUUCUAUCUA
This is a messenger RNA of Myxocyprinus asiaticus (Chinese sucker), 1213 nucleotides long. RefSeq names its product alkB homolog 7 (gene alkbh7). Gene Ontology annotation, cellular component: mitochondrial matrix. The coding region runs from base 102 to 881 and encodes 259 amino acids. Gene Ontology annotation, biological process: DNA damage response; fatty acid metabolic process. Lineage: Eukaryota; Metazoa; Chordata; Actinopteri; Cypriniformes; Catostomidae. The record is from RefSeq and is a predicted model, not a curated record. The transcript is spliced from 3 exons.